This is a messenger RNA of Schistocerca cancellata (South American locust), 1654 nucleotides long. RefSeq names its product ADP-ribosylation factor-like protein 6-interacting protein 1 (gene Arl6IP1). The transcript has 5 exons. NCBI's taxonomy places the organism in Eukaryota, Metazoa, Arthropoda, Insecta, Orthoptera, Acrididae. The coding region runs from base 140 to 745 and encodes 201 amino acids. The record is from RefSeq and is a predicted model, not a curated record.
ACCAUGAUUAAUAUCUUUGGCUGCAGAAGUAUUUGUGACGGAUUAGAGUGUGUUCUGUGAGACAAAUUUAAACGCAGAAAAAGUAAAGAUUCAUCUUAUAGUUGCGAAUUUUAUGAAGCUGAUAUAAAACACACAGGAAAUGGCUGAUGCGACGUCACUGAGUGAUCAGGAGAAGCGUGUCAAGAAGAUAAAGAGAGAUCUUGAAGGAUGGCGAGAAGUUCUGAUACCCCUUAAUUCUGUUCUCCUGUGGGAGAAGAACUGGUAUCCUGGCAUGUUAUUUGGCAUUACAACAACACUAUUUUUCCUUUUCUGGUACCUUGACCCAUCUGUGUUAACUACAAUAUCAGUUGUGGGUCUGUUAACAACGCUAGUCGAUUACCUGGUGCCCACAUUGACAGCUAGUAUUUGUCAUCCUGACAGUUGGACUGGAGUCAAGGAACGACAGUUGGAAGAUAUUUGUCGUAGCUUGGCAUCCUUGCAAGGCCAAAUCACACAUUGGAUAUGCAUCUUAUCAGAAACGCGUCAAUCUAGACCCAGGCUGUAUUACACAUCUGUUGUUGUUGCCCUGACAUUUCUCGCUUGGCUGGGGAACGUGAUGAAUAAUUUGCUUCUGACUUAUAUACUGGUGACAACUAUUGUUAUGAUUCCUGGAUUGAGAUGCCACCCUUUAUUCCGGAAAUAUUUUAAACACAUUUCUACACUUGUACCAUCUUCCGACCCAAAAGUGAAACAGAAAAAGAACUGAAGAAGACAUUGAUUUUGUGUAUGUGGUUUAUGCUUAUAUAAAUUACCCAGUAUGAGUACUGGGAAUUAUCUAAUGUGAUGUUUGUUUUUAGAUUUUGUCAUUAAAAAUGAGUGCUUGCAACAGUGUGAAUAAAAUGAUCCCUGUCUCUCUAUUGGCAGGUGAUGUUUCAGUGUGCUUGCUCCAAGCAUAAUGGAAACAGUUUUGGUAAUAAAUGUUUGAGACUUGAUAUUGCCUGCUUUUAAGAUAGGUUUUUAGUAAUAUUUAUUAUGUAUUUAUCUUGUUAAGUUGUUGACUAUUUAUGUGGAAGUUUUAGAAAUAAGAGCAGUUGGUUUUCAGUUGCAUCAGGUAGUUGAUUAGAUAAGUUCUGUAAAAAUUGGAAAACAAAUGUCAGCAAUGUUACUGGUAACCUUUCCUCAUGAUCAUGUACUAUCUUUAUCUCUAAGUUACAAAGCAAUUAAGUCAAUAGACCAACUCCUCCUGUAAUACAUGUUUGUUUUCCAAUCUCAUCACAACAUAAUCUGUUACAUGAAAGAGGGUUAUUUGUAUUCCCUGCAGUAUCAUCUCCAGUAACUGAAUAUUUCUCAUUGCUAUACAGAACUGUUUAGAGUUGAAUUUACAGUAAAUCCAUAAGUUAAGUAGAGUGCCAAUAGAUUAGUAUGUUUAUAUGUAUUUUGCACAUAAAUCUCAUAAUGCAACCUAGUCAUAGUGUAAAUUUGUAAUGCUGCAUGGCAAUCCUUUUAAACAUAAUUAUUUUUGUACAACAUGCAUUACUUCAGUUUUAUAUCACCUUGUUUGACUGCGCACAAACACUUCAGCGAUUUCUUUUUAUAUGUGAAAAAGACUGAGUGUUCCCUGUAAACAUUUUUUUGUGUGUGUAAUAUUUACUGAAUAGAAUUUUUUUUUCAUUGA